AUGGUUUGUCGAGUCAGUAUGCUUGCUGCUGUGUGGUCCAUGCUAUCCAAGGUGGUUUCUCCAUUGUGGAGGACUGUAAACUCUGAUGAUGAAGCAGUGUUCUCAGGUGCAACAGUCAUUGAGGACAUUCGUCACAUGCGGGGCAGUAUUGUUACUCAGCUGUGCCUUGACUAUGGCAUGAUAGAUGAUGAUGUGUACUUCACCAGUGCGGAGGUGUUGGGUGGAGUACCCCUCAAACAAGGGGACAUGGUGAACUGCACUGCUAUAAGAGGAAGUGUGCAGGGUGGAUGGAAAGCAUUAAGGGUUCAGAAGAGGUCAGAUGAAUGGGAGAUUGAAGGAAAAACCUCCGUAGAAGCUGACGGCAUGCAGUUGCGGCCUCUAAUCGGCACAGUCACAUCAUUUGAUGGAGAUGGAGGCUACAUUAACCAGACCACCUUCUUUGCACGACACAGUCUUUGCGAAGCUUAUGAACCAAUGACGGGAGAUUGGGUCCAAGCACGGUAUGUUGUCGAUCCUGCCCAGUGGACUACCCAGGCACAUUCUGUUGCUCCCUUACGUUAUGGCCGCCUAAACCAGGUGCCUGUAACUUGUGUAUACGGUAAAAAUGGAGUGGUGGCGGACAGUGUGUUCUUCACCUUGGACUCAUUGUUGCUGCCUGCUCAUUAUCAGCCUUUAUGUGGGCACCUUGUCAACCUGGUAAUGGUGGAGAGCAGUCAAUCUUUCUACUGCUGGAGGGCAUUGGGCAUGGCACCAUCCCUUGACAGUGUCAAUUAUGUACCUGUGCCAGAUACUGGACUUGAGACGGUCUUGUCAAACAAAGGGGGCCUGUAUGUUACAGAUUAUGGUCACUUUUGUGAUCUAAUGAUUGGUGAGACACAACAGCUGGUGCUCUGGAUAAUGAACAAUGGUUCAGAAAACCACAGUCUCAAGAGUUGUGGGUUUGCUGGUUGGGACUCUGCACAACAGUUCACUAUUUUAGCAAUUAGUGAGCCCACACCACAAAAGGUGAACAUGCAACCUUUGCAAGAAACUUGCUCACUCUCUGAGUCAGCUCCUGAGUAUUCAGAAAAAGGUCGUGGAACAAACACAGCAGCGAUGGAAAAUGGCAAGGCUCUGAUAGAGACUGUCAAAGGGGAAAAAGACCUCAACAUUCAACCAGGAGAGAGGCUGUCUGUUGUUGUGGGCUGCCAAGCAAAGAGCCUGGGUAGCUGUGCCGAGCUGCUGUUGCUGCAUUUCUCUUCUUUCACCAUUGCGAGGCGCCUGGAGGUUACAGUCUUGAGUAAAGAAGAGAACCUGUUGCAGCCCUCCGCGCCCUACGUUCCCUUUGCUUUAGUGUCACCAAUAAGGCCUGCUUAUGUGAUCACGGUCUCAGCUCCAAAUAACGCCAUCAGGCUUCCUCAGCAGCGAGUCCCAAAUUUCUUAGCUGGCUAUCCAGUGCCUCAGGCCCUAAGAGAUUGUGUGGAAGCACAGAAUGAUGUGCUGGUUUUUCAGCCCUGCUUAGGGGAGGUGCUGUCUCCAUCCAAUAUGCAGUUACGCUUUUCAACCCUUCUGUGGUUGGAAGAGCUGCAGAUAGAGAAGGAACUGAAAGCACUCACAAUAUAUGGAGCCCUUCUCAAGAGGGGAGCAGUCGACCUUCACCUAGAAGUCCUUGGCAUGUCAGAGGGCAGACCCAGUCUAAAUAUAGGUGACAGAGUACUGCUGAAGAAACCACAGAGUAAUGGUGUGGUCAUGGAGUACAUUAGUUAUGUUACAGAGAUCAAUGACGACACUGUAAGUUUGAGAGUGAACUCAGAGUUUCAGCGCAACUACCUUGGGGAACCACUUGAUGUUGAAUUCACUUACAACAGGUUAACCAUGAGACGGUGUCAUAAUGCACUUGACCAGACAAAACAAUUUUCACAUAAUAUUUUGUUCCCUUCUAGACUCAGUUUCCAGGCACCUCAGUGGGCUGGAAAGUGGACUGAAGACCCAGUCCAAAACAAAAUGGAGGAAAAUGAGGUAAAAGACAGCCAAAAUAUUAAAACAUGGAAUUCAAUAACUGGCUUUUAAUUGAGUGUGAUUUCAAAGUCGACACAAACUAAAGGUACAGACAGUUGUCUGCCCUUGAAACCAAUCCCCAGCCAAGGGCACUUUUUUAACACCAACCUCAACCACCAUCAGAGAGAUGCCGUUAAGGAGAUCCUGGCAGGAUUGUGUCGGCCCAUUCCAUAUGUGCUCUUUGGACCCCCAGGCACUGGAAAAACGAUCACUCUAAUCGAGGUCAUACUGCAGGUGUACCAUUUUCUUCCCAAUAGUCGGAUCCUUGUAUGUACCCCAUCCAACAGCGCUGCUGACCUUGUGUGUAUCCGUCUACAUGAUAGUGGGUUCCUGCAUACUGCCAGUUUGGCACGUGUCAAUGCUUCUUACAGGCAAGAAGAGUUCAUCCCAGAUGUUCUGAAACCAUAUUCAAGAGCAGGAGAAGACAUCCGCCAUGCCGCUUUUCAUAGGAUUGUCGUCAGCACCUGUUCUAGUGCUGGAAUGUUCCAUAAUAUUGGAAUACCAGUGGGCCAUUUCACUCAUGUCUUUCUAGAUGAAGCUGGCCAAGCCACAGAGCCAGAGUCUCUGAUUCCUAUAAGUCUUGUCUCGGAGACCAGUGGACAGAUAGUGUUGGUUGGAGACCCCUGCCAGUUGGGCCCAAUAGUGAAGUCCAGUCUGGCUGCUGCUUUUGGUCUGGGUAUAUCCUUGUUGGAGAGGUUGAUGGCCAAGCCGCUGUAUACCAGACAGGAGUGGGGAUACAACCCUAAUCUGGUGACUAAGCUGAUGUACAACUACCGAUCUCAUGAAGCCUUACUCACACUGCCCUCCAAGCUUUUUUACAGCGGCAAUCUGCAGUUUAAAGCCCCCAAGGCUGUUGUUGAAUCCCUCUGCAACUGGAAAAUGCUCCCCCAAAAAGGCUUCCCACUUCUCUUCCAUGGUGUCAGGGGCACAGAAAUGAGGGAAGGCAACAACCCAUCCUGGUUUAACCCAGUGGAGGCAGUGCAGGUUAUGUUGUAUUGCUGUCAGCUGGCCAAGAAGCUCUACAAACCUGUUAAUGUCUCUGAUAUUGGCAUUAUUGCCCCCUACAAAAAACAAUGUGAGAAGAUUCGUUUACUCCUGAGCAAGGUGGGCCUCUCUGACAUCAAGGUGGGCUCUGUUGAGGAGUUUCAAGGACAAGAAUACCUGGUCAUCAUCUUGUGUACGGUACGCUCUAAUGAAUCGAUACAGAAUGAUGACUUGCACAGUGCACUUGGUUUUCUGGUCAGCCCCAAACGCUUCACCGUGGCUGUCACUCGCUCCAAAGCUCUGCUCGUUGUUGUUGGAAACCCUCACAUUCUUAUCAUGGACCCAUGCUUCAGCGCUCUGCUGCAAUACUGUUUUGACAAUGGAGCAUAUCUGGGCUGUGACCCCCCUCUCUCACUGACAAAGACUCGUAAAAUCUGCUAAAUCAAAAUGAAACUGCAGACGGAUGGAGAAGCAGACAGAUGCCUAUGAAUGGCAAUACCAUUCAGCUCACCUCAUCUUGUUUUACUGACUUUCUUGCACUGGUUAGCUCUCUGUCGAAUGUUCACGAUAUGAUUGUCUUACUUUGGUUUAAUGCACACACAUGUUCAGUUGUCCUGAGGUGUAGAGAUGAUCAUAUACCCCACAUUUUUUUCUAUUCCUUUUGCUAAAGUUAAUGUUCUUGAAUAAGCAUUUCCAUGGAGGUUUUGUUGUAUUUGAGUAAACUAUUAACAUGUCU
Thalassophryne amazonica is the source of this 3757-nucleotide messenger RNA. It is a transcript of the gene mov10l1, whose product is annotated as Mov10 like RISC complex RNA helicase 1. NCBI's taxonomy places the organism in Eukaryota, Metazoa, Chordata, Actinopteri, Batrachoidiformes, Batrachoididae. Gene Ontology annotation, molecular function: helicase activity. The transcript is spliced from 28 exons. The record is from RefSeq and is a predicted model, not a curated record.